Phycodurus eques (leafy seadragon) is the source of this 1080-nucleotide messenger RNA. Its product is annotated as protein Wnt-8a-like. NCBI's taxonomy places the organism in Eukaryota, Metazoa, Chordata, Actinopteri, Syngnathiformes, Syngnathidae. Gene Ontology annotation, molecular function: frizzled binding; cytokine activity. The transcript is spliced from 6 exons. Bases 1 to 1080 code for a protein of 359 amino acids. Gene Ontology annotation, cellular component: extracellular region. The record is from RefSeq and is a predicted model, not a curated record. Gene Ontology annotation, biological process: multicellular organism development; neuron differentiation; cell fate commitment.
AUGGGAGCUUGGACGCUGCUUGCUGUGAUGGUUCUCUACACGAGUUGUAUUUUACAGUCUGCAUCCACUUGGACGGUGAAUAAUUUCCUCAUGACUGGACCAAAGGCUUUUCUUACCUAUGCUGGCAGCGUGCAAGUGGGUGCACAAAGUGGAAUACAAGAGUGCAAACACCAGUUUACUUGGGACAGAUGGAACUGUCCACAGAGUACGCUUCAGCUAUCCACACAUAACGGCCAUCGAAGUGCUACAAGAGAGACAUCCUUUGUCCAUGCCAUCAGUGCUGCAGGAGUGAUGUAUACACUCACUAAGAACUGUAGCAUGGGAGACUUCGACAACUGCGGUUGUGAUGACUCCAAAAUAGGACAGUCAGGUGGCAGAGGGUGGAUUUGGGGAGGCUGCAGUGAUAAUGUGGCAUUUGGAGAGAAGAUUUCCAAACUGUUUGUGGACGCAUUGGAAGAUGGUCAUGACUCUCGUGCUGCGGUCAACCUGCAUAACAACGAGGCUGGGAGACUAGCAAUUAAAGCUACAAUGAGGCGAGCCUGCAAGUGCCAUGGUGUGUCUGGAAGCUGCAGCAUCCAAACAUGUUGGAUGCAGCUGGCCGACUUCAGAGAGGUGGGCACCUAUCUGAAAAUUAAGCAUUCCCAAGCCAGGAAGCUGGAAGUGGACAAGAGGCCGAUGAGGGCUGGCAACAGCGCAGACAACAGAGGCGCCAUUAAACACGCCUUCCGCAACAUCCCGCAGACGGAGCUCAUUUUCUUUGAGGAGUCCCCGGACUACUGCGUCAAGAACCAGAGUUUAGGUUUCAAGGGCUCCGAGGGACGAGAGUGCCUGAAGGGGGACAAGAGUUUGCCGCAGUGGGAAAGAAAGAGCUGUCGCAGGCUGUGCUACGAAUGCGGCCUCCGAGUGUUGGAGAAGCACACUGAAGUUGUCAGCAGCUGCAACUGCAAAUUCCACUGGUGUUGCACGGUUAAAUGUGACAAAUGCACAGAGGUUGUUACGAAAUACUACUGUGCACGCAGAGGCAGUGCCAGAAAAACACACAACAAAGCAAAACGAAAGCACCGUGCGCGUGGACACUGA